Molecule: messenger RNA, 3028 nt
Organism: Doryrhamphus excisus (bluestripe pipefish)
Lineage: Eukaryota; Metazoa; Chordata; Actinopteri; Syngnathiformes; Syngnathidae
Source: RefSeq, a predicted model, not a curated record
AGCUGCUCUAAGGUGCACAACAGGCUAGUUCGAGUUGGAACUUUGGUGGACUUGAGGGGGGCCAUGGUUUUGUCAACAUCACAACAAGUCGCCUUGGCGUUCACGGCGGUGCUUUUGACGUUUGUUGUUCUCCCGAAGAUGUUUAGCUCUGGCGGGGGGAAUGGGACCAAGGAAACGAGGCUCGACCCUCGCUACUCCAGAAAAGUGGCAGGUGGUCCUGCCCUGGGCCCACUGAGGGGUCCGGCUGCCAGCGUGAGCGCCCCCAGCUCCCAUCAGUCGGCCGAAAGCGUGCAGCAGAUGAAGAAGCUGAUGGAGCAGGAGCUGAAGGGCAACAAGUACAAAUCCAACAACAACAACAACAAAGGCUACGUGUUCACACUCAUGCCGCUCUACGCCAUCGGGGUCGGGGUUUUUGCGGCAUACAAGUUUUUGAAGAUCAAGUCUUCAGAUGACCAGGCACAAAAAGACAAAUUUGCAAAGGGGGCCAAAAAAUCAGUGGAGGCAGAGAACCAGCUGAAUGAACUGGAACAAAGGCUCGCACAAACAGAGCGGAUGCUCAAUUCCAUUCUCACCCAGUUAGACCCGCUCACAAACUGCGCCAAGACUGUGGCCCAGGAGCAAAAGAAUGAAAUCAUGUCCCAGCUGCAGACCAUCCGCUGCCUCAUGAAGAAGAGAGGAAUGGACUGUCCGCCAUUGAACGAGGCCUGCUUUGAGCAGAAUUUGGACAACCUCAUUGAAACACUUGGGGCCAGCGAUACCUCGGCAGGGGACGCCUCCUCCACUGAGGACGUGGAAACUCCCGCAACAACGGAGGAUACGGCCGUGGAAGACUGUCCAACAGCGCAAGAAGGAGCUGAAUCAGAAAGUGGGAACAUCAGGAAGCCUCAACAGGAAGCAUCGGAAGAGGAUGGGGUGGAAGAAAAAGGAGACGAGGGCGAGGAAACGGAGGAGACUGAUGAAGAGGACGAGGAAGGAUAUGAGGAGUUUGACCUCAGGCCUUCACUGGAGGACACGAACACGGAGGAGACUGGAAAAGUUGAGCAGGCGUGCGGCCUCAGGCAACGAUCCAGGAUGAACUAACCAGUAACUAAUAAGUAUACUAUAAGUAUACUAUAAGUAUACUAUAAGUAUACUAUAAGUAUACUAUGUACACUGCACACUCAAAUAUCGACGAUGUGAUGCUGUCCCAAAUCCACGACUCACAUUGCACACUUGACAUGGAAACGGCCAAUCACCCGCUCUCCUUUACAACCACUUACGCCCCCCCCCCCCUUGCUUCCACUACGUAGCCAAGAUGGCAUCUACUGUAUCAAGGGUGGGAAGUGUCCAUCAAUGCACACUCGCCAUUUGGAUGGAGGGCAACACCCGGGUACUGACAGUGCACUGCAAGUGUGUGAGUAUACUCGGGUACCGUGUGUAAGUACGCAAGCCGCCAAUAGAGACAGCCCCCCUCCCUUCAUAAAUUACAUUAUUUAUUUUAAUAUGAAUUCACCCACCCAAGAGAGUGUCAAAUCUUUGAAUAUAUCAGGGGUGGGCAAACUUUUUGACUCGCGGGCCGCAUUGAUAUAACAAAAUUUCCGGGGUGGGGGGGGGGGGGUCAGACUAUAUAUUUUACACGUAACAGUCCACCUGGUAUUAUUGUAUCUGUAAAAUUGUCAUGCAAUCUGCUAUUAUUAUUUAUUAUUUUACAUUUAUAUUUAAAUAUUUUAAGAAUAAUAAAAUAUUAUAAUAAUUAAAAUAAAAUUAAAAUAAUAAUUAUUAUAUUGUUAUUAUGUAAAAUAUGCAAAUAUAACAACAUUAUUAUAUAUAUUUAAUAUAAUAAUUAGCAUUAAUAUAAUAAUCAUAAUAGUUAUAAUAAUAAUAUAAUAAUUAUUAUUUUAAUUUUUAUUAUGUGCUUGUGUCUCUUUUUUCAGGAGCACUUUGUAAACAACAGACCAUGUCAAACAACGAAAUUGAUACAACCAUCAAAAGGUUGGCUCAGGCCAUGAUGCCAGGUUGUAUGUUGAGUUUAAAUUAAAUACUUUGGAAAGAUUGGGCGGGCCGUAUUCAAACACUUGGCGGGCCGGAUGUGGCCCCCGGGCUGUAGUUUGCCCACCCCUGGAAUAUAUAUAUAUAUAUAUAUAUUAGGGUGCGUCAAAUUUGAAUGGGAAAUUUUAAUUUCAUAAUAUCAAUUUGGCUGGCAUUUUGGCAUUUGGCUCAGCUAUUAGCUAACUCUCAUUAGCAAACUGUAGCUAGCUAAUGUUAGCUACAGUAGAGGCAAUGAGCGCUAAAAAACCUUUAAAUAUGACUACAAAUCAUUCAAAUUACAAAGACUAAACCACAAAUUUGCUAGUAAUAUGUAAUAGGAGUAUAAAUAUCAACAAAACCUCACAUCUCCAUGGCGACCAUUAAACUGUUCACCAUUUUAUUCCACAAAAAACAGAUGUAUGGUGGCACCCCGAAAUAAUCAUGUAUUAGAAAAAUAUUUUCUACGUGUUGUUUCGACAUAUAUUGGAACACUUUUAGUACCCAGCCAUAUCAAAAUUCAAUAAUUGUGUUUUUUUUUUAAUGCACCCUAAUUAGGGCUGUUAUAACUAACUGUAUGCAUUCUACUUGUGUUUUACCACAGUGUCUUAAAAGGGAAUUAUACUUCACAACCUCUAGGGGGAGCCCUUGCAUAAAUUUUUUAUAUAAUGUCAUGGACUGGAACUGCUGAUACAAAUAUUGGCUGAAUAUAUUGUGUAAAAAUAUCAGAGUACUACUGCAUGCCUAUUUAUUUUUUACCUGCAUACCGUGGUUGCGUGUUGUAAUCAAUUAGUGAUGUGUAUUUUGAUACAGUGAUUUGUCUCAUUGUUGGACAUAAAUGGCAAAAAAAAAAACUUAUCAUCAUCGUGACCAUAAGUCGGCGGUCAUGUGUAUGCAACCCAGGACAUAAUUUACAGAAAUAAAUACCUACACUACAAAAUGUUUGCUUUUCUAGCUGUGCCUGUGUAUCAAGUUGUGUGUGUAGUAAGUGAAAUAAAUAUACAUAUGUACACUGUUCUAUACU